Messenger RNA from Thermothelomyces thermophilus ATCC 42464, 801 nucleotides. RefSeq lists its product as uncharacterized. The transcript has 2 exons. Gene Ontology annotation, biological process: L-homocysteine catabolic process; response to toxic substance; proteolysis. Gene Ontology annotation, molecular function: cysteine-type aminopeptidase activity. Gene Ontology annotation, cellular component: cytoplasm. NCBI's taxonomy places the organism in Eukaryota, Fungi, Ascomycota, Sordariomycetes, Sordariales, Chaetomiaceae. The record is from RefSeq and is a predicted model, not a curated record. The coding region runs from base 168 to 731 and encodes 187 amino acids.
UACGAACAUCUUCCGGAUCGCCCUGAUGCAAAAGUACAACCCGGAUUCGUUUGAGUUGUCGCAAGCCCACCUCUUCUUCUACUGGGACAAGCUUGAGAAGAGCAACUGAUUCCUGGAACAGAUCGACACUGCUACAGGAGCCCCUGAGCGACGGCGGACAGUGGGACAUGGUCUACAACCUGGUCGCCAAGCACGGCAUCGUCCGGCAGGGCCUCUACCCCGACUCCUUCUCGGCCGGCGCCAGUAGUACCCUCAACAGCAUCCUCUUCACCAAGCUCCGCGAGUACGCCCUCGUCCUCCAGCACCUCUUCUCCUCCUCCUCCUCCUCCUCCGCCUCCUCUCUGUCAGAGACCAAGGCCAAGAUGCUCCGCGAGAUCCACACGAUCCUCACCCUGACGCUGGGGCCCUCGCAGUCGGCCGAGGAGCCCUUCACCUGGGAGUUCACGGACAAGUCCGGGCGGGCGCGGACGGCGCGGCGCGGCAUGCCCGUCUUUCUUCGGCUGCGACGUCGGCCAGGCCAGCCCAGCGACUCCCGCGCCGCGCCUCAUGGACCUCCGCCCGUCGACUGGGAGGCCGCAUUAAACGUGUCGCUGCUGCUGCUGCCGCCGGCGCGGCUGCGGACGGGCGAGUCGCUCAUGACGCACAUCAUGGUCCUCACCGGCGUGCACGUGGACGAGGAGACGGAACCGGUCGUGCUGCCGCGCUGGGACCCGAUGGGGAGCUUGGCGUAGCCGAGUUUUUAGCUUUUUUUUUUUUUGCCUCCUCCUAUAUCGGGGUAAUGCUCGCCAUGGAAAAAGAAGG